This is a messenger RNA of Arabis nemorensis, 642 nucleotides long. The record is from the annotation of a GenBank genome assembly. NCBI's taxonomy places the organism in Eukaryota, Viridiplantae, Streptophyta, Magnoliopsida, Brassicales, Brassicaceae.
AUGGGCUGCUUCCAUUCAAAGGUAGCAAGAGAAUUUCGAGGACACGAAGACCCUGUUAAGCUUGCCUCCGAGACUGCCUUUAGUGUGAGUGAGGUUGAAGCAUUGUUUGAGCUGUUCAAGAGCAUAAGCAGUUCGGUUGUUGAUGAUGGUUUGAUAAACAAGGAGGAGUUUCAACUUGCAUUGUUCAAAAGCCGUAAGAGGGAGAAUAUAUUUGCUAAUAGGAUAUUCGAUAUGUUUGAUGUUAAACGAAAAGGAGUAAUCGAUUUUGGGGACUUUGUUAGAUCACUCAAUGUUUUCCACCCAAAUGCUUCUUUAGAAGACAAAAUAGAUUUUACGUUUAGGCUUUACGACAUGGACUGCACGGGUUUCAUUGAACGCCAAGAGGUUAAGCAAAUGUUGAUCGCCCUUCUCUGCGAAUCUGAAAUGAAAUUGGCUGAUGAAACCAUUGAGAUAAUACUCGAUAAGACAUUUGAAGACGCAGACGUGAAUCAAGAUGGAAAGAUUGAUAAAUUCGAGUGGAGCGAUUUCGUGAACAAAAAUCCAUCAUUGCUUAAGAUCAUGACACUCCCAUAUCUCAGGGAUAUAACGACUACAUUUCCGAGCUUUGUCUUCAAUUCGGAGGUCGAUGAGAUUGCCACAUGA